AUGCUGCUGCCUUCAACCUUGCGGAUCCAGGUUGGCGAUCCCUCGACCGAGGACAAGGCCAUGGCGUGCUCCCCUGCAUCCCCUCUGGCUCUCGCUGUACCGUGGCCUGAACGUUCUCUCCUGCUUCAGAGACAUGGCCGCUGCCUUGCAUUCGUCUCUUUGGACUGGUACUUCUCUGGCAUCUUGGCACAGGUGUCAUCUGACGACCCACAUCCGAUUCCCGCUGUCCGGGCCUUGAACCCCUUUCUCGGCCUUGACCUUGCAGUUGCUGUUCCGGCUGCUGACAUUGCGGCGGUGCAGACCAUUCCCAUGGAGGCCUGUGAUGUACUUAUGGGUCCAGUCCUGGCCAGCUUGCCCGAUGAGGCGCUGGAGCAUCCACUGCCGGUGGCUGUGGAUGCGAUGAUCGAGGACAAGGGUGCCCCUCCUGCCAACUUCGCAGUGGUGGCUGACAACUUGGAGAAGGUGACUAGACGGCAAGCAGUGGUCAUGUCAGGGGCAGCUGCUGUGGAGAUCACGCCACCCAGGGCAAGCAAAGGCGAGCAGACCGCUUCGCCGUCCACCGCUUCGGAGGUCUCUGGCCCUAUGUCGAUCUCGCCGGAGACGAAGGAGAUCAUGGCUCGGGAGAUCCAGCAGGCGGCGGAGGAAGAGUCGCGACGUGCUAGAGCCGCUCAGGCUUCGUAUCUUGACUGGUCAGCCAUGCCUGCGUCUCCGUCCCCCAAGACAGGGCGUGUGGUGCUAGUGCGGACGCCCUCGCCGACGGCGAAGUCCAAGCGAUCCUCAGAGCUGUCGAAACCAUCCCCGCAGCAGGCCAAGGGACGUGCUCCGCUUUGCCCAGACAUCCGCGACCACGGCAAUGACGUGGUCGUUGAGGCCGACGAAGUUGAGAUCGUUGUCAUUGACACCCCGCCGAAGGCAUGCAAGGACGGGCGCAGCAAGCAGAUGUCUUCUCCAUCGACGGCAUCGGAUGUCAGCACUUUCGCUUGUUCUCCGGAGACCAAGGAGAUCAUGGCUCGGGAGAUAAGGACGGCAGGGGAGGAAGCUACUCGGCUCUUGCAUGCCAGGAUGGCAUCCAACUUGGACUGGUCGGCCAUGGAGAGUGUUCUACACGAGCCAUCUGAGCCAGGGAGGGAUGCAUCCGAGACGGUAUGGGACGAGAUGCUCUGGUGUCUUUCGGAGAAGCAUCGCCGAGACAUCGCCUUUGGUUCCCUGAACGAGUUCUGUGCAUUGCAUAGAUACCAACAGGCUGCUCAUGCGGUUGCAUGGGAAGAUGCAGACAUGUCGGUGAAGCGGCGCAUGGCCUGUGAAGACACACAGGAGAUACUCUCUAGACUCCGGGCAAUUCAAGCAGACCCGACCUGGGAAGCCGCUGCAAGCUUGUAUGGUUCAGACAUGGUGCUCCGAAGCACUGAGACACGUAGUCCUUCAGGCUUGAGCAAGGCAGCAGCAGAGCUGUGGCAGCAACUCAUGUCUGCUUUUCCAAGCUUUCCCGAUGCGGACAUUGCCAGUGCUCCAAGCAUCAAGGAUGACAAGGAGGGCCUAUCCACGCCUCCUCGCAAUGCCAAGAGAGAGGUGCAGUUCAGUCCACCUCGGCCGUCGCAUGCACGGCGCAGCACUGGAGAAGCCGGAGAGGUCAAGCAGGAGACCACAGCCCAUGCGCCUGGGGUGCAUCGGCAUAAUAUGGAUGCAGAGGCACUGGAAAAGGCCUUCCUAGCAAGCCAUCCACGCGACCCACCUGUCAUGGGCCAUCUUCUGCAUUACGGCACUUUGUUGCACGGCAUCGCCGAAAUCAGCAGGCAUAGGUGGGGAGUGUCCUGGCCUACUCACUGCCUGCCUCUCAUGGCAACAAGUGCAGAGAGCUCCCGCCUGCUGGCUUUAAGCUCUGCUGGUCUCGUGUUCGCGAUUCUCCAGAACAAGGAGCACUGGGCCUUGUUGGCGGGCAUGCAUGGCAAGAGCACCUGGUUGCUCCUGGAUAGCCGGCCCUCUGCAGAAGUCGAGCAGCUCGCAGCCGCUUUCCUGCUGCAUGCUCAGGAGACAAGUUGGAGGCAGGAGCUGUCGCUCAGGAAGUACAAUGUCCCUCUUCAACCUGACAGUUGGUCGUGUGGUUUCCGAGUCCUCAUGUCUGCAAAGGCCAUUAUCGAGCUUGAGGGUGGCGACUGGCCGCCUCAGAUUCGACCAUGUCCGCCAUGUGCCGGGACCUGCGAGCCUGGAUGGAUCCAAGUGCUGUUGCGGCGAAGCCCGAGGGGUCUGCCGCAUCGGCUGAGCAAAGCUCCAAAAGCGAAGGCAUCCCGGAGGAAGCAGGCCCCAGAGGCGAAAGCAAAACAGACGGAAGCGGAGCUGCAGCAGAAAGGCUUGGAGAUCCUGGAGAACAUUGGGGUGGACCACAGCAUGUUUCAGUCGGUGCACCGAAGGCAUUUUCCUGGCAAGAACACCGCGAAGGGCCACUGGCAAACUUUUCAGAAGUCUAUCGCGGACGACCGAAUCAUCUCCUGUGAGGCCUGCCUCGAGCUGCAGGCCAAGGUCUCGCAGGCCCUGGAGGAUGCGGAGGAGCAGGCCCUCUCGAGCUUGGUCCCGGCGGAGGAAGCUGACAAGCCUGGCCUUAGCAGGACAAGCAAGAAGGGCAGGAAGCGCAAAGCCGACGAAGCUGGGCGAAGGUGGCUGCAUGAGUUUAUCCGUAGCGAAAGGCCUGGCCUCUACCGAGUUACGGAUGCGAGCUACAGUCCCCAAGUGGAAUACUGGUGCACGGCCUGCCAAGAGAAGGUCCGCUUCUGGACUGCAGCGAACAACUCGAAGCUGCUCGUGCACGAGAAGGCUAAGAAGCACGAGCGAGGGCUGCGAAGGCUGCGAUGCGAGCAGGAGGAGCGAGAUCGUGCUCUGAUGCCCCUGCCCGCUGCCGACGAGAUUGUUGAGUCCGACCAGAGCGGGUGCCGAGGCAUUGCCGUGCAGGAUCCCGGGUCGCCGUUGCACGCCUACAGCCAGAGCAUCAUCAACUUCGUCGAGGCGGGGCAACCGCGGAUCGUCUAUUCCGAGCAGGAGGCGGAUCCACUACAAGGUCUUGUCUUCGAAUACCAUCCACGGCUAGGCAUCCUAGUAUCUUCCACGCAGUGCGUGCGAAAGGAGAUGUCUCCCAAGGAGACAGAGCGUGGGUACUGUGACGAGUGCCUCAAAAGAUGCCAACUGCUGUCGCUGCGCAAACACUUGUGCAAACUCUCCUACUGGGUGGACUUGCUUCUCCUCACGUGGAAGAUGAAAAACCGACCACGUAAGGAGGCGGAGGAGAUGGCCCAAGUCAUGCGCUCUCGGGAUUACAUCGCCCUCAAACUAGAGGGUACUGGUCUGGAAGGUUUGCUGGAGGGAGAUGACUCUUUUCAGAAGCUGCUGUGUGCCACCAAACGAGGCAUGGAGUCUGUGGCCCAGAGCCGGCGAUCUACGAGCAUGAGGCACCUCAUCGAGCGGUUCAGGGUGACUGUGCCUGUCACCAAGAGUGGCAAGCGUAUGCAGAAGGACGCCGAGACAGCUCUCGCGGCGACCUUGGCAGACGCCAUCACCUCGGGGACGUGCCGUGAGAAGGACGUUCACCUCGCAAGCCUCGUAGCGACGGGUGGACUGCGAGGAGACAGUGUGGUGGAAGCCCUUACAGCCACCUUUCUUCUCGAGUUUCAGCAACUCUGCUCCAACAAGCGCCGAAAGACCUCCUCCAAGCAUAUCCGAGAGGCGCACGUGGCCGAUGCUUUGUCUACUUUAGGCCGCACCUCGGAGAUCCAGGAGUUGAUGCAGCGUUUCGGACUCAAUGCAAGGGCGGUCCCCAAGAAGCCAGUGAUCCAGGAGGCAGUGCCAGAGAGUUUCUGUAGUCACAGGACAGAUGAGCUGCUCCGGACAGCUGCUGAGAAAACCUUGAGGCUGCUUCGCUUGGAAGGCGACACCGAGAUCCGCCCCAUGCUGAUCAUGGACGAGACUGUUUGGUCCCCUUCCUGGUCACAGAUCAGCAAGGAUGGCGAAACAGCCAUCGUCGGUGGCAUCUGGCACCAGGACAGUGACCAGGACUUCUCCUACGUCCAGGUGACCGACAGCAAUGAGGUGCCCCAGAUUCGGAACAUGCCGCAAGCCUUCCUCGCCAACACUACCCAGCACUACGUCAUGAAACGGCCCGAUUGCAGCCGCUUCGUCUUUGACCUCCUGUGCAUCCCGGGCAAGCAAACCAGCAGUGGCCGCGACUUGCUGGAGCUCACCGGCCGUGUGAUGCAGGCAGCUACCUCGCGAUCUUUGGUGCCUCCAAUCGGAGUCUCCUCAGAUUGCGGCACUCGCAACAUGGAGACGAGCCGCUGCUUGGUUGGUUUAUGCGACCCGGCCGACCUCACGAAGCUUCCUUUCUGGAGUACUUGUGAGAGGAAGCCUCUGACAGGUCCGUAUGCUUGGCCGUUCGGUGCUCUGUUCUGGACUCAGCCCUCGACCGGGAAAAGCUUUCAGCUGGCAGGCUCGUGCGGAGGCUGGCAUGUGCAGAAACGUUUCAGCCUUGCACAUGUCAGUGGGUGCCGCCUUGUGAGCUGGGGCGCCUUCUGGGUGACUUUGUCGCCCUGCUGUCGGCAGGAUUUGGGGACAGCAGCCUUCUGCUGCAAGGAUGUACAAAGCGACAGUGCCGCGAGCUCCCGCCUAGCCCCGUGCUUCACACCACGGGCGUGGGAUGCCGUUGGCACUCACCUGCAUCAGCUGGUGGGAGGCUUGGUCGCUGCGAUCACCACCGCUUCCCGGGGCUUGACGAAGUCCGAACUGGCACACUCCUCCUUCUGCCUCUAUUAUGUGGUGAUGCUUCAUCUGUGCCGUGCCUCGACAAAGCACCCGCAGCAGACCGACAAGUACUGCCUCAGCAAGGUGACAGUCCGAAAUUUAGCCCAUCUGGCGGCCCACAGUGUGAACCAGUGCCAGAUGCCGUGGGAACACCGCGACCUUCAAGAGUUGCCCAUCGAAGUCCAUUUUUCGCGGGUGAAGUCUAGCUUCCGAGGGUCGCCAGGGAUCCGCGACUGCAUCGCUGGCAUCUCUUUGGAUGCAAUGAAACAACUACUCGAGCUUCGCAGACUGCCCGAAGGCCACGACUUCAACAGUAAUGCCACUGUUCAGGACCGGACGCCUGUGACCCCGGAGCAGCUCACCCAGAUCUCCAAGGAAGCCCUGGCAUGCUGCUGCAAAUUCCAAGCGAUGAUUUCAGUGGACGUGACCGCCGAGGACAUCUACGACCACUUCAGAAGCUGGUUUCGCGUUCGAGGACUUGCCGUGCUGCAGGCCAGGACCGAGGACCUUGCAGGCACCGGCGACGCAGAGGACAGCUUGGAGCACUUGCUGGAGCAGAAAGUGGAUGAGGUCACGGACCUUGCACUCCUCGCUGGCGUGGAUACCACGGUUCUGGACGAGCCCCUUGCCACAGUGGAGCUGCUGCAGGCCCGAGCUGUGCAAGCAGAGGAGACCGAGGCCACACUGGAUGCUCUUCUCCAACUUGAUGAUCCGGAGCAGGAGCAGCAUGAACAGGCUACCUCCAGCGGCGAUGCAGCGGCCGACUUCGCACCGUCCGCCUUUCCUGAUGGCCUCUUGCCGGAUGAGCCACCUGACCAUCCCGAGGAGCUUCAGCCGAAGACGCUCGCCGAUGUCGUGAACCAGGCCAUUGUCAAGGACCCGGCUGCUUUCGAGCUGAAUGAAAUCAGCGGUGCAGGUGAGGAGGGAUGCCUGAAGCGGGCACUCUGUUUGGUCGGGCCCAUCCGGCGCUACACGAGGUGGGUGAGAUUAGAAGAGGGCAAACUGUCGGAAGCCCUUCUGGAGCGAAAGUCUCAAGGCCAAAAGUGGAAUGUUGUGGAGCAUGAGCUCGCCCUGGCACGCCGCAUUGCUUCCCUGUCUCACACCAGGGUCAGCCGUGCUGAGGCGUGGGCCAAGACAGCUGCUGAGUUCCUCAAGGAGAAGCUCCCAGUCCCGAAGAGCUCGUCCAAAGACGGUCUGGUUCCAGUGACAUCUUUCCGUCCACCUGUGAGUGGGAGAACCUGGCAGGUCCUCGUUCUGUGUGGCUCCCAGCUCGGGGCCUCUUCCAAGAUCCUCCUGGGCGUGACAUUGACCGUGUUCCGUGGCUCUGUGAACCGAAAGCAAGGGCAAGGACCGGUCCAGGUCAGAGCGGGCAGGGCGUUCAACGGCGAUCUGCCAACGAAUGCAUCUCGUGUGGUGCACGCUGCAGAGCUCCGUGCUACCAAUGACGACACUCAGGGCACCUUCACAGUCACUGGCCUCAGCAAUGCAUGGGUGUUUGAUCCCACUGGUGUCGUCCUCGCGGAGCCAGAGCUCGUGAUGCAGAAGGAGACUAAGCAUGGCUUCACCGUGCAGUUGUCUGAGGCGGCGCUCCAGGGCAUCGAGAUCCUCCGCAAAUCAAAGCUGCCCAAGCUGGCAGCUGCAUCAGCUGCUGAUCCUGCGGAGGACGGUGCCGCAGAGCAUGCCGAGCCAUCCUCGUCAUUGAGCGAAGGCCUGCAGUUCACCGACCGCAGCUUCACGAAGACGACACUGCGCAAGUCCCUAGACCGUUUCUGGCCGGCUCUGGCACGGGCCUACGCCCAGGAGCAGCAGCCUUUCGUGGAUGCCAACGAUUCCGUGCAGUUGGGCGAGCAGCAGCUGAGUUUCAAAGAUCUCGCGAGCCGAUCGGCUACAUUCCUCGAGAAGGAGUUUGAAAAUUCACGAGGCUGGACGUUCAGCCAGAGGGUGCACAGCUUCCUGCAGUCCCUGCUGCCGAAGCGCAGAAUCUCGGCCUCAUAA
Messenger RNA from Symbiodinium sp. CCMP2592, 6777 nucleotides. The record is from the annotation of a GenBank genome assembly. Lineage: Eukaryota; Dinophyceae; Suessiales; Symbiodiniaceae.